Podarcis raffonei (Aeolian wall lizard) is the source of this 3108-nucleotide messenger RNA. RefSeq names its product molybdenum cofactor synthesis 1 (gene MOCS1). The transcript is spliced from 11 exons. Lineage: Eukaryota; Metazoa; Chordata; Lepidosauria; Squamata; Lacertidae. Gene Ontology annotation, biological process: Mo-molybdopterin cofactor biosynthetic process. Gene Ontology annotation, molecular function: 4 iron, 4 sulfur cluster binding; cyclic pyranopterin monophosphate synthase activity; GTP 3',8'-cyclase activity. The record is from RefSeq and is a predicted model, not a curated record. The coding region runs from base 114 to 2189 and encodes 691 amino acids.
UGCCCGGGCCGGCCGGUCGGUCGGCUCAGCUGUGUGUGUAUCUUUCUGAGUUUGGUGCCGGAGCGAGCGGGGAAAACAGCGGCUGCUGCUGCGAGUUCGGCUUGGCAGGAGCCAUGGCAGCUGCCUUAGGCGUCGCCAGGGCUCAGCGAGCGCGCCGGUGUCUGCUGCUGCAGCUGCCUGGGGCCUUCCGAGCUCCGCUUGGCCGAGGCUGCCGCUCUGGGGUGCCGGCGCGGCAGCAGCAGGCGCUCGCGGUGCCUUCAGCCUCUGCGGAGGAAAUUACAAGUGCAAGAAGAAAAGGAUUCCUAGCUGAACACGCUGCCCCAUUCUCUGCAUUCUUGACGGAUGGCUUUGGUCGCCAGCAUAACUACUUAAGGAUCUCCUUGACUGAGAAAUGCAACCUCAGGUGUCAGUACUGUAUGCCAGAGGAGGGAGUUCAGCUCACUCCAAAAUCUGAACUGCUGAGCACCCAGGAGAUAAUCACCCUCGCUAGGCUCUUUGUGAAGGAAGGUGUGGACAAGAUCCGAUUGACUGGAGGAGAGCCUCUCAUUCGGCCUGAUGUGAUUGACAUCAUAGCUCAGAUGCACAAACUAGAAGGGUUGCAAACCAUUGCUGUCACGACCAAUGGUAUUAACUUGGCCAGAUUGUUGCCCCGGUUAAAGGAGGCCGGCCUGAAUGCCAUUAACAUCAGUUUGGACACCUUGGUCCCAGCAAAAUUUGAAUUCAUUGUCCGUCGAAAAGGUUUCCAUAAGGUAAUGGAAGGGAUCCAAAAAGCCCUUGAACUUGGGUAUGAUCCUGUUAAGGUGAACUGUGUAGUUAUGAGAGGUCUUAAUGAAGAUGAGCUGGUAGAUUUCGUGGCUCUGACCGAGAAGCAGCCCCUGGAUGUGCGCUUCAUAGAAUACAUGCCUUUUGAUGGCAACAAGUGGAACUUCAGGAAAAUGGUGAGCUAUAAGGAGAUGCUCGAUACGAUCAAGCAGAGAUGGCCAGAGCUGGAAAAAUUGCCUUGUGAAGAAGCCUCUAGCACUGCUAAGGCAUAUAAGGUGCCGCAUUUUCAGGGACAAGUCAGCUUCAUCACCUCAAUGUCUGAACACUUCUGUGGAUCCUGUAAUCGACUGAGGAUUACAGCUGAUGGAAACUUGAAGGUGUGCCUUUUUGGAAAUGCAGAAGUGUCCUUGCGAGAUCACUUACGAUCUAAUGCCUCAGAAGAAGAAUUGGUUCAAAUCAUUGGGGCAGCUGUUGGCAGGAAAAAGAAACAACAUGCAGGCAUGUUCAACAUUUCCCAGAUGAAGAACAGACCAAUGAUCCUCAUUGAGGCAGCAUCAUGGUCGUUCCCACUGCUCCAAGAUGCCCUGCAGGACCGAGCUUGUUUAAAUGACGGGAGCCACAGAACUGGCCACUGGCUGACUCCAAGAGCAAGUUUAUCCAAACAGAUGGGGAAGACAUUCCAGAAAAAUGUCUUUAUAGGACAUCAUACUUUGCCAGGAACUUGUUCAACAGGACAGCUUGCAGCAGGAAUUCUGCAAGCUCAGCUCCGCAGCCAUUGCAUUUGCCAAAAGAACUUGAGCUCAACUUUGGCAGCAAAGUGCCUUAGGACAGGAACUUCUCUCCCUCAGCAGGCUUUUCACAUGAUUAGAGGCAUUCACACUGGGGUGACCAGGAGCGAAGCAGAGGAGAAGAACCAGGGACCUCUUCCCAGCGGCCAAUUUCUUAGUGCCUCAGAUCGUCUAACCCACAUUGACCAGGAGGGCCGUGCCUCCAUGGUGGAUGUGGGCAGGAAGCUGGAUUCUGAACGGACUGCAGUGGCCAGUGCUGUGGUCCGUCUGGGCGAGAAAGCAUUUGCCUUGGUGCAACAGAACCAAAUGAAAAAGGGGAAUGUGCUAGCAGUUGCCCAGAUAGCCGGGAUUCAGGGAGCCAAGCUGACCAGCCAGUUGAUUCCACUGUGCCACAACAUCCCACUGAGUCUGGUGGACAUCUGCCUGAGUCUAGAUGAGAGGAGGCAUGCAGUGGUGAUUCAGGCUCUGUGCCGCACCUAUGGGAAAACCGGUGUGGAAAUGGAAGCCUUAACCGCUGCCAGCCUAGCUGCCUUGACCAUCUAUGAUAUGUGCAAAGCAGUUACUCACGACAUGGUCAUUGAGGAGGUGAAACUGCUCAGCAAGAAAGGAGGGCAAAGAGGAGACUUCCAGAGAGGCUAACAUAGGUCUAAAGUUUCCGAACCAAGGCAUCACUUGCCGGUCAUCAAAGGCAGCACCAUCACAUACUAGGAAGUGGAGAUCUAGCUGCCGGGAAUUACAAAGCACAACUUGAGUUAUUGAUCAUCUUGGCAGCUGUUUUAAAUGACUUGACUUUCCUGUAUGAAACAGACAUGGUUCAUCUCAUUUGCCUGCCUAUGUAGUAAAUGGGCUCCCUGGCAGUAGUGUUGAAGUUCUCAUCUUCCUAGGGUUUCUUUGGCUUCCUGAAGUGUAGCUGUACUGAGCACCUUAACUAUUCUCAGUGUACAAGGCUACAGUCCCUGCUAUUCAUGGCUGUCCAUCUUUUGGCACCUGCACUAAAAACUUAUGCAUAAUAAGAUUUCCACUGAUGUAGAAUAAUAUGAUCCAGAACUAGGAAUUCAGGCAGAGACAAAAAAAAAGUGAUUAGAAUUUUCAAGCAAGUGAACAAUGAUUUUUAAUACUUGGGCCUAACACUGGAAAAUAUAUACUAUUUUUUACCACUUCGGCCAAAUAACACUUCGGUACGGUGAGAAUAAGCUACAUUUCAUCCUUGAAAAUGGAAAACAGGUGUUUGUCAACUGAGAAAACUGAUGCUAAAUACUCAAAUUAGUCCCAGUAAUGCUGUGAGACUCUUGCUUCCAGUGGUGUUGAAUGUUAAUGGGGCAUUUUAAUUCUCGCAACAGAAUUGUGCUGAACACGGCUACCAUUUAUCUUCCAAUCGUUAAAUGUUCUGGAAAUAGCUCUCCCUUCAUCAAAAUUAUUAUUUUUUAAAGCUAUAGGCUUGUUUCUUUUCUGCAAGAUACUGGAAGGAAUACAGUUUUGGGAUACACCCUCCUUUGUGCCAAAUCCAGUCACUGGGCUACAUUUCUGUCACCACUCCGAAACAUUUCCAUCCUGUUUC